UGCCUUGGCGACCUGGUCCAUUCCUCACUCAGGCGUUGAGGAGAACAAGCAGGGGAAAUUUUCGCAAUAUUUUCGCCAAUUUUUUUUACCUUAAAAUAAUGGGGCGCCCACUUUUCGCCAUAUUUAUCAUCCUCACCGCCGCCUCGCUGGGGUCGGCGACAAUUCAGCAAUGCGGGUCGGUCACGCUGUCCGUCACGUCGGCGGGAACGUUGCCUUACGCGAUGUCGCACACCGCCGCGGUUUACAACAAUUACAAUUCGAUCUACCUCUUCGGCGGGCUGAGAUCCGGAACCACCCAGAUGAAUCAGAUUUACAAGUACUCCAUGUCCACGCAAGCGGUCACGCAGGUUGGAACGUUAGGAAGCACGCGGUACGGCGGGGUCGUGCUGAAAGAUGGGGUCACUUUCCCGAAAUUCAUCUUCCUCGGGGUGGACGGGGACGGAUCAGCGCAGGAUCCGAUUUUCAAAUUUGAUUCGUUUAAUAAUAACGCGUUAUCGGAGAUUGGAUUGAUUCAGACGGUGACGGAAAACCUCGCCGCGGUGGAGUCCACGGGGAGCCAGGCGUUCGUUUUUGGGGGGCCGAAUUAUCCCUGGACGAAUAUUACGCAAAUGGAUAUGAGGUACGGAAACAACUCCGUCGUCGGUGACCUUCUCAUCGGAAUGGCGAACAAGGGAACCGCCGUCAAUCCCACGGGCGGAAGCAACAUCACCAUUGUCGGCGCUGCCGUGACAGACACCCAAUUAGAUUCCCGCGUCCUCUCGUUUCACCCCUCUGCCUACACGUCCGACUUCCUCGCCACGAUCCAGGACCUUCCCGACCUCGACCAUCACACAUCCGCAUACGACUACGACAACAACGUCCUCUGGAUCAUUGGUGGAUACAAUGGAGAGGCGGGUCAGCCGAUUAAUGGCAUCUACCAAAUCGACAUGGCCACGUUGGCCGUCCAAUUUUACCCCGUGGCUAAUUUCCCCUCCAUCGGGAAUAACUGGUUAGCCGCGUCAUCCGCCAUUUAUGCGCAGGGUCGCUACAGGAUUUAUUUCUUUGGCGGGUUAAUGCGCGACUCGAGCAUUCCGGCCGAUCCGGGUACUCAGAAGAAUAAUAUUUGGUACAUUGACCUCACCCCGGCGUAUUGUUGUGGCAAAGGCACCGGCCUUUUCCCCCAUCCCAACGACUGCACGAAAUUCCUAAGUUGCGCGAACAGCAUCACGAGCAUCCUCCAGUGCCCGGCGCCCCUCUAUUUCGAUCCGGUUUUGAGGAUUUGUAACUUUUUGAACUUGGUGUCCUGUGCGUUGAGUAAUUUGUUGCAGUUUUAAGAGAUGAUUGAUUUUAAUGAUUAAUCCACUUAAUAAAUAUUUAAAGAGAAUGUAAAAAUAAAAUUCGAGCUAAAAAGUAA
Messenger RNA from Folsomia candida, 1393 nucleotides. RefSeq lists its product as uncharacterized. The transcript has 2 exons. Gene Ontology annotation, molecular function: protein binding; chitin binding. The coding region runs from base 99 to 1313 and encodes 404 amino acids. Gene Ontology annotation, cellular component: extracellular region. The record is from RefSeq and is a predicted model, not a curated record. Lineage: Eukaryota; Metazoa; Arthropoda; Collembola; Entomobryomorpha; Isotomidae.